Molecule: messenger RNA, 1194 nt
Organism: Pyricularia grisea
Lineage: Eukaryota; Fungi; Ascomycota; Sordariomycetes; Magnaporthales; Pyriculariaceae
Exons: 1
Coding region: 1-1194 (397 amino acids)
Source: RefSeq, a predicted model, not a curated record
AUGCGUCCUUCAACCUCCACAAACGUCGCCCUGGCUGCACUGCUGGCAGUGCUGGGUGCCGACGCCCACAUGAUCAUGAACACGCCCACUCCUUACAACUUGAACGGCGCGCCGCCGUUGCUUCAGACCUCGCCUCUGGGCCCUGACUUUCCCUUUCCAGGCCAGGGACUGUCGCGCGUCGUCGAGGUGAGCAAGUACGCCGCAGGUGGCGCCCCGAUCGAGGUGAAGUUCACCGGUUCCGCCAUGCACAAGGGAGGCUCGUGCCAGUUCUCAGUGGCCUCGGGCACCACGCCGCCCACCGACCCCAAGGCCUGGAAGGUCAUCUCCUCCGUCAUUGGCGGCUGCCCCGGCGAGACGGACGGGGAGGGUAAUCUUCAGACCAUCGGACAGGACGCAGAGGGUCGUCCGACCGCCAAGCAGUGUGACUCCUUCAGUGAGAAGGAAUGCAUCAAGACCUUCAAGAUCCCGGUGCCCAAGGAGCUGGCGAGCGGUAGCUACUCGUUCGCGUGGACCUGGUUCAACACUGUUGGCAACCGCGAGAUGUACAUGAACAUGGCCCCCAUCGAAGUCUCGGGCGGCGCCAGCGAUGCCGCCGGCCAGACCUACCUCGACAGCCUGCCAUCUAUCUUUGUCGCCAAUAUCAAGGGCAGCGCCGACAGCGCGUGCACCACCUCACCGGGCGUCCUGAGCUUCCCCGAGCCUGGAAAGGUCGGCAUGGUUCUUCAGUCUCCCACGGCGGGCUCGUCUGGCAGCUGCGCGGCGGCUGCUGCGGCGCCCAGUUUCGACCAGGACAUCCGCGCCAUGCAGGACGGUGGUGCCGCCCCUGCCCAGCCCUCGGGAGGGAGCGACAACAGCACCGAUGACGGCAACGACGGAUCAGCAGGCACUGCUCCUCCCACCACUACCGAUCUGCCCAGCGGCGUCUACGUCAACCCUCCUGCCACCCCUACCACCCUCGCCACGAUCGUCAAGGACCCCGAGACGACUGCUCCCCCUGCCGGGACGCCCGUGACUGUACCUGAUGCAGUCACCGGCGGUCUCCAGGGUACCAAGGUCGCUUGCGCGACGGACGGUUCGCUCAUCUGCAUCGGCGCUUCGCAGUUUGGCAUCUGCAACUAUGGCUACGCGUUGCCUCAGGAUCUGGCAGCGGGCACCACCUGUGCUGAUGGCAAGAUCGCCAAGCGCUCCACGUGA